Molecule: messenger RNA, 2170 nt
Organism: Pongo pygmaeus (Bornean orangutan)
Lineage: Eukaryota; Metazoa; Chordata; Mammalia; Primates; Hominidae
Gene: SLC3A2
Product: solute carrier family 3 member 2
Exons: 10
Coding region: 270-1976 (568 amino acids)
Biological process (GO): carbohydrate metabolic process; L-leucine import across plasma membrane; L-alanine import across plasma membrane
Cellular component (GO): basolateral plasma membrane; apical plasma membrane
Molecular function (GO): aromatic amino acid transmembrane transporter activity; L-alanine transmembrane transporter activity; L-leucine transmembrane transporter activity
Source: RefSeq, a predicted model, not a curated record
UGGGUAGAGAGUUCCAGGGAAGGAGGGCGUAGACAAAGCGCUACCUGAACUUGCGGCGCGAAAAAGGCGCGCAUGCGUCCUACGGAAGCGUGCUGGCUCACCGACCGCAUUGCGGCUUGGUUUUCUCACCCAGUGCAUGUGGCAGGAGCGGUGAGAUCACUGCCUCACGCCGAUCCUGGACUGACGGUCACGACCGCCUACCCUCUAACACUGUUCUGAGCUGCCCCUUGCCCCCACACACCCCAAACCUGUGUGCAGGAUCUGCCUCCAUGGAGCUACAGCCUCCUGAAGCCUCGAUCGCCGUCGUGUCGAUUCCGCGCCAGCUGCCUGGCUCACAUUCGGAGGCUGGUGUCCAGGGUCUCAGCGCGGGGGACGACUCAGGCACCAUGAGCCUGGACACCGAGGUGGAUAUGAAGGAGGUGGAGCUGAAUGAGUUAGAACCCGAGAAGCAGCCGAUGAACGCGGCGUCUGGGGCGGCCAUGUCCCUGGUGGGAGCCGAGAAGAAUGGUCUGGUGAAGAUCAAGGUGGCGGAAGACGAGGCGGAGGCGGCAGCCGCGGCUAAGUUCACGGGCCUGUCCAAGGAGGAGCUGCUGAAGGUGGCGGGCAGCCCCGGCUGGGUGCGCACCCGCUGGGCACUGCUGCUGCUCUUCUGGCUCGGCUGGAUCGGCAUGCUGGCGGGUGCCGUGGUCAUAAUCGUGCGGGCGCCGCGUUGUCGCGAGUUACCCGCGCAGAAGUGGUGGCACACGGGCGCCCUCUACCGCAUCGGCGACCUUCAGGGCUUCCAGGGCCACGGCGCCGGCAACCUGGCGGGUCUGAAGGGGCGUCUCGAUUACCUGAGCUCUCUGAAGGUGAAGGGCCUUGUGCUGGGCCCAAUUCACAAGAACCAGAAGGAUGAUGUCGCUCAGACCGACUUGCUGCAGAUCGACCCCAAUUUUGGCUCCAAGGAAGAUUUUGACAGUCUCUUGCAAUCGGCUAAAAAAAAGAGCAUCCGUGUCAUUCUGGACCUUACUCCCAACUACCGGGGUGAGAACUCGUGGUUCUCCACUCAGGUUGACACUGUGGCCACCAAGGUGAAGGAUGCUCUGGAGUUUUGGUUGCAAGCUGGCGUGGAUGGGUUCCAGGUUCGGGACAUAGAGAAUCUGAAGGAUGCAUCCUCAUUCUUGGCUGAGUGGCAAAACAUCACCAAGGGCUUCAGUGAAGACAGGCUCUUGAUUGCGGGGACUAACUCCUCCGACCUUCAGCAGAUCCUGAGCCUACUCGAAUCCAACAAAGACUUGCUGUUGACUAGCUCAUACCUGUCUGAUUCUGGUUCUACUGGGGAGCAUACAAAAUCCCUAGUCACACAGUACUUGAAUGCCACUGGCAAUCGCUGGUGCAGCUGGAGUUUGUCUCAGGCAAGGCUCCUGACUUCCUUCUUGCCGGCUCAACUUCUCCGACUCUACCAGUUGAUGCUCUUCACCCUGCCAGGGACCCCUGUUUUCAGCUACGGGGAUGAGAUUGGCCUGGAUGCGGCUGCCCUUCCUGGACAGCCUGUGGAGGCUCCAGUCAUGCUGUGGGAUGAGUCCAGCUUCCCUGACAUCCCAGGGGCUGUAAGUGCCAACAUGACUGUGAAGGGCCAGAGUGAAGACCCUGGCUCCCUCCUUUCCUUGUUCCGGCGGCUGAGUGACCAGCGGAGUAAGGAGCGCUCCCUACUGCAUGGGGACUUCCAUGCGUUCUCUGCUGGGCCUGGACUCUUCUCCUAUAUCCGCCACUGGGACCAGAAUGAGCGUUUUCUGGUAGUGCUUAACUUUGGGGAUGUGGGCCUCUCGGCUGGGCUGCAGGCCUCUGACCUGCCUGCCAGCGCCAGCCUGCCAGCCAAGGCUGACCUCCUGCUCAGCACCCAGCCAGGCCGUGAGGAGGGCUCUCUGCUUGAGCUGGAACGCCUGAAACUGGAGCCUCACGAAGGGCUGCUGCUCCGCUUCCCCUAUGCGGCCUGACCCCAGCCUGACAUGGACCCACUGCCCUUCUCCUUUCCUUCCCAGGCUCUUCGGCUUCUGAUUUUUCUCUUUUUUUUCCCUUUUUUUUUUUUUAAAAAACAAAAACAAAAACAAAUAAACCGUUGCAGAUUAUAAGUGAACCCCCAAGUAGGGUGUUUUCUGCCUUCAAAUAAAAGUCACCCCUGCAUGGUGAA